Messenger RNA from Suillus paluster, 1179 nucleotides. RefSeq lists its product as uncharacterized. The record is from RefSeq and is a predicted model, not a curated record. The coding region runs from base 1 to 1179 and encodes 392 amino acids. Lineage: Eukaryota; Fungi; Basidiomycota; Agaricomycetes; Boletales; Suillaceae. The transcript is spliced from 3 exons.
AUGAGCCUAGCCUUAGGGUUCGUGAAGCUGCGCUCGCUCACAUGGUGUGAUUCGGAUCUCACCUCCAUCCUAACACUCAAACUCUUCUUACCCACCCUCGAGGCACUCUCCUUCAAGUUCUACAUCGAUAAUGAACCAUUUUUCAAGGCUGUCAUUCCUGGCCUCCGUACCGCCGCCCCACGCCUCAAAGCUCUAGAGUUCAGAGGCAUGAGUCCGACUAGUGACAGCACCUCGGAAAUUGAGUCGCUGUUGCUCAGUUAUCCUGAGGGUCUCACAGCGCUGUCGUUACCAUGCUGUGAUAUCUCAAGCAGCCUGCUUCAUCACAUCGCCCCGUGGACACGCCUUCAAUGGCUCACCUUGAAGCUGGGCCACAACAGCAUCCCCACUGUACCUUUCCAUGCAUAUGCGUCUCAGCCCUUUCUGGCGCUCACUCACCUACAUAUCUUGUGCGAGGACUUAGGCCGUUUCGUAUCUUUCCUGCGUGCCUUCCAGAUUAUCAGGAUGAAUUCUGAUACGCGUUCCUUUGGAUACCCCAACCUCAAACAAUACAUCAUUCUCACCCGCACAAACUUAGAGCACCUCAUUCUAACCGAGUCGUGUCACCAUCAAGCGUGCCCCAAUGCAUCCUCAUCUUUUGAUCUUCACCCCCUACUCAUUGACCCCACCGCCCUCGCAGACCUCAAGACCCUCGUCAUCUCUCCCGUCAAGUCCUCGUCCAUUGCGCUCACCGACUCCGACAUCCUCAUACUCGCUCGCACAUGCCCAUACCUCGAAAUCCUGAGAGUGUGCAACACGCCCGUAUCCCUCCAUGCCUUACGCAUCCUCGCGAGUUGCUGCCGUGAGUUGUGCGAGGUCUCACUCUGCUUGGAUGCGCGACUUGAUGCCCUCGGGGCGGCACCUCCAGACAACGAUCAAGUGGCUCUGAAACCCAACAUGCGCCUCAUAAAGCUACUCAUCGGGCCGUCGCCCAUCGCAUGCGUGGGCCCCUUGGACCCUCCGACGGCGCCAGACCUUAUGAGGUCAAUCCCACGCUUCCUGAAUGCGAUGGUGCCGCGGCUUUCGACCUUCUUUCGGAUGCCAGGUGAGGAGGAGUCCCGAAAGAUAUAUCAGGAGAGAUGGUAUGCGGUAUUAACCACUUUGUCGGCGAUGGCGAAAGGUGAAGUUGAGGAUAGUGACUGA